Messenger RNA from Plutella xylostella (diamondback moth), 6603 nucleotides. RefSeq lists its product as uncharacterized. The record is from RefSeq and is a predicted model, not a curated record. Gene Ontology annotation, biological process: brain development; negative regulation of transcription by RNA polymerase II; neuron differentiation. Gene Ontology annotation, molecular function: DNA-binding transcription activator activity, RNA polymerase II-specific; RNA polymerase II cis-regulatory region sequence-specific DNA binding. Gene Ontology annotation, cellular component: nucleus. NCBI's taxonomy places the organism in Eukaryota, Metazoa, Arthropoda, Insecta, Lepidoptera, Plutellidae.
CGUUGCCGCGAGUCAGUAGGUUCGCUGUCACCGCGGAGUGCGAACGUAGCCGCAACGCAACUUGAGCUCCUCCGAUCUUCGCUUCCGGCGUAGGGUCGAUUGAUUAUGCUACGCUCGGUGCCCCGCAGCGCUCGACAGGACUGAGCUGCGGUUGGGAGCCACUAAAAUUAUGACUUUUGGAUUGUUUGCCGGCGAAGAAGAAAGCGGCAGAUAUCUCGUUCUAGAAGAGAAAACUCUGAGGAUAGUUUCCCGGUACUGGGAGGUCUUCGGCGCUGCACCGGCCGAGAGGCAACAGAUUGGGAACAGGCAGAGGCUUCUGGUGGCCCCGUUCGGACUGCUAUAAAUUUUAUUUUUUUGGACCUGAACAUAUUAGAUUUUAGUGUUACUUUUUAAGUGCAAUAGGUGAACUGUGUUUGUGUUAAAGUUGGAAGAUAGAUAGAUGAAAAUGGUUCCCCAGCAAGUGUCGGAUGUUCGCUCGAUGAGCCCGGGGGCCAGUGGAGUGGUGUUUGGCUCUCAGCUCGUGGACAAGAACUCGUCAACACCCUACACGGAUGCCACUCAGACGAAGAAGAACAAUCCGAACCACAUCAAGAGGCCAAUGAACGCGUUCAUGGUCUGGUCACAGAUCGAGCGCAGGAAAAUAUGCGAGCAGACGCCGGACAUGCACAACGCGGAGAUCAGCAAGAACCUGGGCCGCGUGUGGAAGACGCUCAACGACGAGGAACGCCAGCCCUUCAUCGACGAGGCGGAGCGCCUGCGCCAGCUGCACAUGCGCGAGUACCCCGACUACAAGUACCGGCCGCGCAAGAAGCUCACCAAGCCCGCCCCGCGCGCCGGCGCCGUCGGCAAGAGCAAGCGCAAGCAGCGCGCCGACUCCAACAACAACCGGGGGCUGGCCAGGAAGCGCUCGCGACCCGCGCCGCCUAGCGUGGCCAGCGUGCCCGAGGCGCCCGCGCCGCCCGCGCUGCCCGCCUCCCCCGCCGGCGCGCCCGACUCGCCCGAGUCCGCCUGCUUCUACGAGGACAGCGCGCGGCAGCCCCCGGACCUCACGGACCUGUACUCCAUCACGGACCUGCUGCCGCUGGCGCUGGGCGAGGGCGAGGUGGACCUGGACGUGCUCACCACGGACAUGGAGUCGUUCGAGACGGCGUCGUCGUCGUCCGGCUCGCACUUCGAGUUCUCGUGCACGCCCGACGUGUCCGACAUGCUGAGCGAGAUCGGCGUCGGCAACGACUGGGACGACCACACGUUCUCCUCCUACCUCAAUUCAUCUUAGAGCGGUGCGCGGGUCGCCAGUGAUGCAGUUCCAAUGAUCUCAUGCGGCCGGCCCGGGCCGCCGCGGGCCGCCGGCGCCCGCUCGCCGCCCCGCCUAGAGAGUGCCUACAUCCAAAUAGACGUGUCGACUUUUGGAUUCAAUGUACAAAGUUAUUUAAUAAGGAUCGAGGGUGAAAAUUUAAUUUUGAAGUCAACUGACUUUCGAUGUCGCAUUCUUCUUCAGUUCUUAUUUGAUUACUUAAUUCUUUAGUUAUGUACGAUUAAUGUUUUUCUCUGUUUUAUUAGACGACCGUGGAGCCGUCUUUUUUUGGAAACGCAUCGGAUUUUUUGAAAAUAUAGGCUGUGAGUUGGUUCUCAUUUUUGUCACGUUGCUUUUAUCAAAUUGUUUGUUCACAACCGUAGGUGAUAGCUAUAAAACGGCACGUCGCAAACGCAUCUCAGUAAAUAAUUCCGUCUACUCUCCGUCGACUGGUUUAGUAAGCUCUUGUUCAGAAGGGUCGAGCAGCGCGCCGAAUGUUCUCGGCGAAUGUUCGCUGCUCGCUGGCGAACGCUCGGCGCGCGCUCGCCGUCACUCCGAUGUCGCGCCCGUAUUCCGCACAUGUACAUUAUUCGAUUUGGCUUCUAGUGCAAUUUAUAGGUUUGCAAUUCAACCUCACUUCAUAAUACUUGAUUAAUCAUGUACUUAUAGGAGCGAAUGACUCGUACUUUACUUUGAGAUGAUUUAGAUGAACUAUGUAACCGAGUAAUAGUAACAUAAGACUAGGCUAUAGUCACGUUGUCUUGCGUCCGGCGCGCAAGCUCACUUUAUACUUUGACGCACUAGUAGGUGAUAACGAUCACGAAUUAUAAUUUUAUUAUUGGAAGCUAAUCAAUAUUGUCGUUGAAAGAAUUUCGGAGUGCGAUACUUUCGAGAAUGUGUUGGUUCGAAGGAUACGUUUAGGUCGAGUUGGUAUAAGAAGGUAUGUUAGUAUGUGUAAUUAAUGAUACAAUGUUGGCUAGGAAUGUAUUAAUAAUGUAAAGUGGCACUUGGGGAUCGUUGCGAAGGGACACUUUGUUUAACAUUUCAUAUUUUUUUCUUUCUUCAUGCUAUCUCUUGACACACAACGUUAAUAGAACGAUACAUAUCAAUAAAGGAACGUAUUGCGUCGCGGCACGGUGGGUUUUUGAAUGGUCUCGUCAGGAUUGAUUUCACUCAAUAGUUUGCAGUUUCGGCUCUGUGAUUUACUUUGUGAAUCUAAAUUAUAAGGUUCUAGUUGAGACUGAUAUCGCAUAGAUUAGUUUUAGCUGCGCUAGCUUCUCUUAACACUUUAUUUUUAAAACUGGAAGUACUUUAAAGCUAAAAGAACUAAAUAUUUUUGAUAAUGUGUGCUGCUGUGAAAUAACAAUCAUUUCAACGAAAAGUAAAGUGGUUAGAGGUGGUUUCUUUUAAUUUAUUUUUAAAUUUAUAAAAGUAUUUAUUUAGAUUAAUGUUUGUUAUUUCACAGUGGCUCAUGAAGCUAAACAAAGUGUAUAAAAUAUCGCAAAAAAUCUGUCAAUUCUGUGAAAAUGGUGUCAGUUAGAUAGGAAGUAAUAUUGAUAAUCUACAAAAUAAAACAUUUUCUUGAGCCGUGUAAGGUCUAAAAUAAAGUAUAAAGCAUUCUUCAAAACAGUUUCCGAUUUUGAAAAAUCAACGUUUGUAGUGCGAGUCCCGAGGGACUCACGUGAGUCCGUUGUGCUAUUUCAUAAGAAAUAAGGAAAAUGCUUUACGUACAUUAUAUUCUUAUAAUUAUAUAUGUAAAAAACAAGUUAACGUCAUAAUUAGUAAGUGUCUACGAAAUCCAAUUAUGUAUUUGAAAUUCAUAAGAAAAUAUGUUAUCUAUAUAAUAUUAUACAUUAAUGUAACGCGAAGAAAUAAGUUAUAUACUAUGUGUGUUGUAGUGGUAAAUAAGGACAGAAAUAAUAUGUGCCUAAUAAUGAUUAUUGGUAAAUCUUCUAAAUGUGUAUAUUUAUUUAGUAAUGCUCAAAUUUCUACUCUAAGCUCGUUACACUAUUUAGAUGCUGAUGAAAAAAAUACGAUUCAAAAUUGAUGCCAGAUGAUGUUGCAUUUCGUAAUUAAGCUUAAAAUUUUCGUUUCGACAAAGGAAUGACCGAAAAUAUAUAAAACGUUUCAAAGUACAUAUAUUUUGCUAAAGUAGAUUUUCACCAUACAUAGUAAGUAAUCUACCUACUUUCAAAAGUUAAAAUUACGGUAGAAUACGAAUGGUUUAUUGUAGCUGAGUAAUAUAAUAAUUAUAUUAUGCCUACUAUAGAACUAUACUACUACUUGUAACUUAUUAUCUAUUUCCAAAAUUUGACAAUAAUGACAUCGACUAGCUUCAUGCACCUGUAUUCUUAAUUUCAUCUUCUUCAGUUCUAUCCUUUAUAUUCCUCCUAGUAGCAUUGUUUUCUCAGAAAUACCAUUAUAUUAAAUUGAGUUAAACGAUUUUUAUGCAUAACAAUAAAACCUGCAUCGAGUUUAAGCAAUAUAAAUAAAAUGAGACUUAUUACAACGCUCAAAAUUAAAUUUGUGUAUACCACUAUUGACACGUUGUCAGCUUAUCAUUUAGGUUACCAGACUGCUGACUACACUUACGUAUUUUGAUUCAUUAUUAAGUAAAUGUUGUUCAAAACUUUUGGAUUAUGCAGGGUUUCAUUCUUCAAUCGUUUAUUUUCAUUUGUUUGCAUAUUCAUCUCAUUUUUACCUCUUCGUUUUCGACAGUAGGAGAUCGGUUCCCUUUCUUUGCAUUAUUCAUCAAUAUUUUGUGUGUCUUUUCAUUCGUUUCUUCUACUAUGUAUUCUUCCUUUAGUUCUUGUGUAUUAGGAAGUAUUUUUAAAAUUGUAAAUACAUAAGUAUUUAUAAAAUGUUAAUAUAAAAAAGUCAAAAUAAAGCGAUACUGUGAGAAAACAUUAGAGGUUAUAUUUAAGUGUCUCAAAGAAGAAAUAUCAUAGAUGACAUAGUUAGCUGUUGUAGGUUAUAAAAUUAAUAAAUAUUAUGUAAAAAUUGGAAAAAAUAUUGUAUACUUUCUGCAUUUGAUCCGACGGCAUGAACAUUAUUGAGCUUAAUUCUCCGAUUGCUUCUCCACGCUUAUAAUUCAAACAAUAAAUUCAAUUGGUAGAUUUCUAUGUUUAUUAUUCGUAUAUAUUGUGGAUUUCACAUAAUAUAUACAUGGUUACAAAUUAAUCACGUAACUUACUAUUUAUCAUAUAUAAACACGAUGUAAAAGCCUUUGUUCCUGGAACUGAAAUCAUAUAUAUGCUGAAAAUUUUGCAGUUGAUGAGUAGCUGGUAUUAAUUCAGUUUUCUGGUCGAUGCUUUUACAUCCUGUUCAUGUAUAUUUGUAUAAUACAGUAGUGAACUAUAUAAAGAUAAUGAACCUGUCUUUGUAUAUGUAACUAAUAAAAUAUAUAAGGGUAUAAAUGUUAGUGAAUGCAUUCACAGAACUGAAACGUUAUAAUAUUCUAAUCGUUGGUUAUUAUGUUGUUUAAAAUUGAAGUUAUCUCUCUGUAUAAUAUGUAUCUAUCUGUCAAUACUGUUGUUGAUUUAAUUUAUAAGCUAUGUCUAUCUUAAGGUGUAUCCCUUCUUUGAUAUGCCACUUCGGAAGCAACGAAUUUCAAAUAUUAUUUUUCAUUUACUCUUCUGUCUGCACAACGCAUCAUAACAUUAAUGUGAUUAUUGAUAUUUAUCUGAUAUUUAAUUGGUGUCUAUAAUGAGAAAGUUAAAUUCAACAAUAUAAUAAAUUAAAAUAUAUUAUAAUCGUAUAAUAAAUGUCAACAGCAAUCUGUAGUGAAAGAAAUACUAAUAAUAAAAUAAAUAAGUACGAGUAAUAUGCGAUCGUCGUAGAAACGUCAUUAAGUAAUCUAUUGAAAAUAAAUAUUAAUGUUAAACAAACAAAAUCUUCGCACAAUCUGAGUCAAGGAACUAGAAUAGGCUAACAAUUAUAUAUUGUAUAUGGUAUAACGACGUAAGCGUACAGACUACAUAAGUAACUUAUAUUUAAAAGUAUGUAAGAUGACGUUCCAAAUGCAUUAUUUCCUUCAGUUUCAGUCUUCGUACAUUUUCAUGUUUUCUAAUGCUUUCCUUAACAUGUCGUAAGCAGUUGGUUUUCAAGGUUGUUGAUUAUAUAUAAUUCCAGUUUUAAAAUUGUACAUAGAGUUUCGUUGAUGAAAUCACUAGGAACAAAAAAAUGAAAUGGUCCAUUAAAUUUUAUCACUUAAAGAUAGAUGUAAGUGUAAAUUUAGUGCGUCAGAUACAAUAUUUGUGUGUGCUUAAUAAGUAUUACCUUAAUACUAUUACAUGCCAAAAUUUUUGGUUCAAAGGCAAGGCUUUUGAGGGAUUGUCGAGGUCGCCACAUGUGAUUUAUUUUCUAUACUUUUGCCACUGUACUUUGAUCAUUGUAAAUAACUUGUGGAUCACAAAGCCAGAUAUCUCAGGCUAUCGGAAUAAAUCAUCUACUUGCAUUAUGUCAUUGUGUUCCGAACCAAUCUAGUCUUUGGAGGUUUUUGAGCAGUUUUUAACGGUCUAAUUAAUAUAUUUUCUUGUAUAAAAGCCGGAUAAACGUUUCCAGUUUCUGUAAUUUGUAAUUAAUCAAGCUAACUUUGUAAAUGCUUUUUGAGGAUAGAUUUUUUAAAUAUAAAUUAUACCAAAAAAACAAGGCUCUUACAAACUGUUACCGAUGGAUCUCUCUUGUAAGUAGCUCUAUGCAGUUUAAAGUGGAGGUGGUUUUGAAAAUUUCGAAAAAUCGUAAUACUCUGUGCAGUAAGAAAUGUGAUCAAUUGAAAACAGAAGUUUGAAAUUACCAAAAUCUCCGCCCGAUGAAUGUAGAUCGGCUCACCAAAUAAGAAACACAUUGUUUUCGCUGUAAUAAUCAGUUCUAAAACUUGUAGAUAUUAGAAAUGAACAGUUAAUUUUUAAGAUGUUUUUGAAACUGUUAAGGCACGGUUUUCUCAAACGACAAAGAUUUUUAUGACCUUCGUCAAAGGGUGUAUUUUGUAAUAUUGUCUUUUUGUCCAACAGUAUAUUUUAAGGUGUUUAAUUGUAAUUAUAAGUUUGACGUAUUGAGAGGGGCGAGGGGUCCCAGUGGGCUCUCAACUUGUACAUACUAUGUCGUAAUUAUAUAUAGGGUAUACCUACCUAUCUACAAUAACUUGAUAUACAUAUGUACGUAGAUCUAAAAAUUGUUAAGUAUGAUGUAACAACUACUGUAGAGUAUGAAUUUAAGACAACGUGUACAUUUUGUAUCGUACUUUGUUUCAAUAAUGAAUAUAUAUUAUUAUAUGGUAAAAAUAAAUAAUCCAGUUUUUAAAAAAUAUA